GCGGCUCGCAGGGAAGGCGGCUGCCCGCCUGGGCUUCUUCGUUCCCGAGCCGCCAAGGGAGGGAAGGGGGGAGGCUCGCCCGUCCGGGGCUCGAGGACCCUUCCUCACAAAAAAACAAAAAAAAACCCCACCGCCUCAGGGUUGCUGUUUGUGGCAUUUCCAGGCUAGCAGAUCACAGUCAAGUACUCUGAAGUCUUCAAAACUGGAAAAAAGGGAAUGAACCGUGAGGCUGUUUCUGGGAAGAGUCCGGAGGAGAUGUACAUUCAGCAGAAAGUGAGAGUCCUGCUAAUGCUUAGAAAGAUGGGAUCAAACUUAACCAGCAGCGAAGAGGAGUUCUUGCGGACGUACGCAGGCGUCGUGAAUAGCCAGCUUAGCCAGCUUCCUCAGCACUCUAUUGACCAAGGUGCUGAGGACGGCGUGAUGGCAUUUUCCAGAUCAGAGACCGAAGACAGAAGACAGUAACUGGACCGGCUCUUUCUACUAUAUAGAACUGAAAAGGGGCAAACAACGUGCUGGGCAGUUGAGGAAAAUGAGAGGACACCCCCCCUCCCUCAGUCCCUUUGCCCUCUCCUAAAGUUGUUGUGGCCCCACAACGGCUUCUCCCGGCUCUAAAUUCUUUGCCUCUCCUCUCCAGCCUUCCUGAAUGCGUUUCACAGCCCUCGGUUCGGUUCCCUUCUUUUUGGCGCCGUAGGGUUGUCGCCGAUCCAGGAUAAAACUCCGGGAAUUUAGGAUUGGCUUCACCCACCCACGCCUCCGCCCGUAAAAAGCGAACUGAUUGGCAGAUUCAGAGAACUCGACAGCCCACUCACCCCCCACCCCUCGUUUAAUUUUGCUUUUUUUUUUCUUUUUCUUUUAUGAAUGGUCGCUGACGUCCCCGUUUGCCAAGCCUUCAGGCUUCAGUGCUUAUGUAGGUCAGGCUUGUGUAUUUUUUGGAGAGCAAAAAUCACGGGCAACUGGACGAGGCUUGUAGAUGUUUUGCUGAGGUCAGUGUUUCCUUUUGCUGGAAUCCAUUGGGGGGGGUGGCGGGGAAGAGGGGAAUCUGUGUGUUUUAGUUAUCGCCUUGCAAUUUCUUGAGACCGUGGGAGAAGUAGAAUCUUUGCCUCUAUUUAUUAUAAGCUUGCUUGCCUUUCAGAAGAAGCCAGCUUUCAGGGUUGACUUUUCCCUAACAUUUCCACCCUCCCUCAGAAAUUUCUGGGGUUUUUUUUGGAGUGUCUUCAGGCUGGAAGGAAGCGCUCAAAAGCCCAGAGUUGAGAAAGUGAAUCUCCAAUUUUUUUAAAAAAAAAAACCCAAGAAAUCACGUUUGUACUCAGGAGGAGAUUUGCUGACACUCUGCAGGUUUGGACCUGUUGUGCUGGUAGCGAUCGAUCUAAUUUCUGAGCUUGCUUUUGGGGGGGAAACGAAAUCUACUCUCCGUGACUCCAGGUGGUAGAACCAAUUCACAGUAUUAGUUAUAGACCAGAGUAUUAGGAUCCCCCAAAGCCCCUUCAUCCACGCCUUUCCUUGCAGAAAAGCAGCAUUGCUGGCUGGUGAAUUCUGAGAGUUGAGGUCCACACAUCUUAAAGUUGCUAAGGUGGAGAGACACUAGGAGAAAAUGAGAAUUGAUUUGCAGGGGGUGCAAAUGAAGCUUCACUUCUUGGGUGCCAAGGGUGGUUCCCCUGGGGAAACCCACAAUAAAAAUAUAGUUGGCCUUUUCAGUAAACUUGUAAGUGCUUCUAGAAAGUUAGAUUUUUUUUUUGGUCUUUUUUUUUUUUAAAAAAUAUAUGGACGCAGAAGGCCAGCUCUUGAAAAGGACAAAUUCUUUUUUUUUUU
Molecule: messenger RNA, 1809 nt
Organism: Crotalus tigris (Tiger rattlesnake)
Lineage: Eukaryota; Metazoa; Chordata; Lepidosauria; Squamata; Viperidae
Gene: CTNNBIP1
Product: catenin beta interacting protein 1
Exons: 5
Coding region: 217-462 (81 amino acids)
Biological process (GO): negative regulation of Wnt signaling pathway
Cellular component (GO): cytosol; beta-catenin destruction complex; nucleus
Molecular function (GO): beta-catenin binding
Source: RefSeq, a predicted model, not a curated record